AUGACUGUUGGGCAGUGCCAGGCGUACCUGAGGUUCCACCGCCUGCGAGUGAGCGGCGCCAAGCCCGUCCUCGUCAGCCGCAUCCAGGAGCAUCUCGAGAUCAACGAUGCCGCGUCAGCCAUGCGCAAGUAUCCGCCCGAAUCCUUCUCCAUUCACUGCAAAGGUGGAAGUGCUCUGGAUCUCGGGCUUGCAGCCUUUGCCGCCACUCAAGCAGCACAUGCUGAAGGGGAGAAAGCUGUACGGAUUUUCAACGCACCGCCAGCCUUGGAGCAACGAGGCUCGGAGAGGGUUGCUGUUCUGGAAGAGAAGCACGCGAGGGGAGGCGCAGCUCGCAAUGUUUGCAGCGUGCGCAAGGAGAGGGCUCGGGUGGGGAGGCGUGCAGCUUCCUUAAUGGUUCCUCAUUCUCUGUUCUCCCCUACCCUUUUACAGCCUUGGCCCAACGAGGCGGAGAGAGUUGCAGUGCUGGCUGAAAAACACGCGAGGGGAGGCGCAGCUCGCACCGUUCGCAGCGUGCGCAAGGAGUGGGCUCAGGUGGAGAGGCGGGCAGCAGCACGGAAAGCAGCAGGCGAGGCAGCUGUGGAAGCUGCCGCGAAGGCGCUGCAAGGGCUGGUGAUAGGAGGGCUGGUAGGUGCGCGGCGUGGGAGGGAAGGGCGGGCAGUUGAGGUGCGUGAGGAACAUGCAGUGGGGAGUUUAGGUGCUGGAGAGAAUGAUGCAGCUGCAGGGAGAGUGGAACGGGCAGCUGAGGAGGAGAGAGCAGCUGAAGCAGCAGCAGCAGCAGCUGAAGAGGCGAGAGCAGCUGAAGAGGCGAGAGCAGCUGAAGAGGCGAGAGCAGCUGAAGAGACGAGAGCAGCUGAAGCAGCAGCAGCAGCUGAAGAAGCAGCAGCAGCUGAAGAGGCGAGAGCAGCUGAAGAAGCAGCAGCAGCUGAAGAGGCGAGAGCAGCUGAAGAAGCAGCAGCAGCUGAAGAGGCGAGAGCAGCUGAAGCAGCAGCAGCAGCUGAAGAGGCGAGAGCAGCUGAAGAGGCGAGAGCAGCUGAAGAGGCGAGAGCAGCUGAAGCGGAGAGAGCGGCUGAAGCGGAGAGAGCGGCUGAAGCAGAGAGAGCGGCUGAAGCGGAGAGAGCGGCUGAAGCAGCAACAGCAGCGAUGCAGCGGCUGGCAAUACGACGAGGAGUAGGUGGUGCAGCUGGGGUGACUACGACCAAAGGUCGAGGCAGCCAAGCAAGAAAGGGAAAAAGUCCGAGAAGCUUCCCUCAGACCAACAACGGGAAUGAGAGGGAGGAGUGGGAGAGGAGCCGAGAGCCUGCGACAAACAAUACGCCCUUGCGCAGUCAGGCGGUGAACGUGAGUGCAGUGAGAUGUGAUUCAAGGGACAGGGAGAUUCUGAAGCGGGAGAGGGCACGCGUGGGGAAUGAGAAGGGGCGGGGAGCUGAUGCAGUGGCGGGGAAUGGCAGUCGUGUGGAGUCAGGCGGGGGUGUGAUGGGUGGGGGUGGUCCUGUGGAGGCGACUGUGCUCAAAUACCACAACCAGCCAACGGGAGAGUGCAGAGCAGGGAGAGUGCAAGCUGGCAUCCACCAUGCGCUCCGCAAGGAGUGCGCCCGCAUUGCAAGGGAAGCGGGGUUCGGCGUCCAGGUCGACCCGACCCUUUACAUAUUCGGCAUUGAGCUAGAGGACUUGAAGGUGGAUCUCGCCAUCCGGCACCCGGAUUCGAGGGCGGUGUGGCUGUGCUUCAUAACCGUCACCGACCCCAUGUCCUCACCUCAAGACCCCACAGCAAGCCAGGCUGUAGAUAGGGGUGCACCCGCAGCAGCACGGUCCAAAGAGCACGAGAACCGCAACCUCGCGGCCCGGGUUGUCUUCCUGGAUAUGGCGGUGGAGACGUACGGGGGCUGCUCCCCUGGGGUGCUCGAUUUUCUCCGCCUCUGCGCCAACCUUGGGGCCAAGCGGCUGUACAACGCUGGGCGGGCUUUAAGGCGCCCGCUGCGCCUGCGCCGCGUCGCCCCUGCUGUCCCGUCCCGUCCCGUCGCCCCUGCUGCCCCGUCGUCCCUGCUGUCCCGUCCCGUCGCCCCUGCCGUCGCGUCGCCCCUGCUGUCCCGUCCCGUCCCAUCGCCCCUGCUGUCCCGUCGCCCCUACUGUCCCGUCCCGUUGCCCCUGCCGUCGCGUCGCCCCUGCUGUCCCUUCCUGUCCCGUCGCCCCUGCUGUCCCGUCGCCCCUGCUGUCCCGUCCCGUCGCCCCUGCCAUCGCAUCGCCCCUGCUGUCCCGUCCCGUCGCACGCACCCCAUGCGCCCUGCCCGUCCGUCGCGCCCUGCGCCUUGCUCGUCCGUCGCGCCCUGUGCGCCCUGCCCGUCCGUCGUGCCCCGUGCGGCCUGCCCGUCCGUCGCACCCUGUGCGCCUUGCCCAUCCGUCGCGCCCCCGCUGCGCCCUGCCCGUCCGUCGCGCCCCGUGCGCCCUGCCUGUCCGCGCGUGUCACGCCCGUCCCUGCCAGUCGCGUCCGUCCCGUCGUGA
Messenger RNA from Closterium sp. Naga37s-1, 2499 nucleotides. The record is from the annotation of a GenBank genome assembly. NCBI's taxonomy places the organism in Eukaryota, Viridiplantae, Streptophyta, Zygnematophyceae, Desmidiales, Closteriaceae.